Arctia plantaginis is the source of this 3012-nucleotide messenger RNA. The record is from the annotation of a GenBank genome assembly. Lineage: Eukaryota; Metazoa; Arthropoda; Insecta; Lepidoptera; Erebidae.
AUGCUUUUACGACACCUAAAGACAUUUAGGUCAUUAAGGCUAAAAACUAAUAGGUACCAUAACAACAGUGUUCCGAUUUUUACAGUCCAGCAACUAACAAAAUUAAAACGAUACGUGAAAAAUAAAAGUUAUUUUCAGCCGGCAGGGCCGCUGAUCAACAAGGAAGCCAACGCAGACGCAGAGCGAGCCUUGGCGAGGUACCACCCACAGCCCCACUACCAUGCGCCACAUCCACCCGUAUUGCCACAAUACGGGCCCGCAUAUUACCCGGACCUCUGCUAUGGUCGUUACUACAGCAGACCACCGGGAACUUAUCACAUGCCACCACCACAACCAGAUGGACAGAUGGUGAGUGUCGGUAGCGAGCCGUAUCCACCACAAUACUAUGGUUCACCACCUUGCUAUCAACAUCCUCCACAGAGGAUACCAUAUGUUGAAUACCGAGGAUGCCCAUGCCCUUUAAACACGUGUCCAAAAAACGUCCUUAUUGGGCCCGCUACUGGUAAAGCCCCAACCGGUAGCGGCCCCGCAGACGUACCCAUGGCCAUUGCACCGCCCGGGGGCGCCUUCAGAACGAAGGUGCGGGCGUGUGCACUUGACGCUGUCGCCGACACUCAUGGCAGCGGCAAGGAUCCACCGUUAGAGUCAGAGCCGCCAGCAGCGGCAGACGCUCCACAUCCUUGUGCUAUGCCAGCCAUCGGUGGUGUUUCACCGAAACGAGAGCUUUAUGACGUCAGAGAUAAAAUCCUCAUUGCUAACGAUAUUCCUGGACCAGCGGAAGCUUUAGGCCCACCAUCGCCAGCUCGUGGCUCUGCUGGAGCCUGUGCACCACAACCUCCACCCAUAGCACCACGUCGAGCCCGCCUCGGCAAAGCAAUGGCCAGGCGAUCCCUAGCAGGCGAUGAUACAGGAUUACUUCUAUCUGUGCCUCAACCUUCAUUAGCACAUCAUAGCGAUGCUGAUGAUGAUGUUCUCGCCGUAUCUCCACCUACCUCCGCGCCUAUAGAUUUAUCGUCAUCAGAUGAGCGAUCGACACCACUAGUGGAUGUGAAAAAGGAAAACGAAGGUCCAACGUAUGCUGCGGCAAGAAAACCAGACGCACAAGCACUCCGAGAACAUAAUAGUAGCACAGUACUGGAUGGAAAUAUAGUGACAGAUACAAAUAAAGCUGUUAAACGGAGAUAUUCACGACCAAAGCUAGAGAUAGAUAUGAAAGACACUCAACUUGAAGACGGCUGCAAAACAAAUGGAAUCGGAGAGCACGUUAAACUUCAAAAGCGUAGAAAAGUAUCGAGUGACCAGACGGAUAUUGCAAAGGCUGAAACUGUCACGAAAGAACCCAAAAAGAAACAAUUACAAACUAAAAGAGCACCAAAAACACCCCAAUCGGAAAAGAAAUCCACGAAAAGAAAGUCAGAGAGUAGUGUUUCAAAUACUAAGCCAAAGAAGAUACUACUUGACAAUCCUAUUGACGGGGAUGUUCGGCUGAAGAACAUUGUAGCCGUAACUGAAGAACCCUUAACAACCAAACCUAAGAAUAAAAGUGCAUUACUCCUCGAUAAUCUAAUAAGGAAAAAUAGUAUUGAUCGGCCAGACGCAAAGGCUUUCUCCGAUGCCGAACUGAAUCCUGCUGAAUUAUUCCUUUCUCCUAAUGAAAAUAUCGCGCAGAAUUGUGCCAAGAAAACCAAUAUAAAUAAUAAUAUCGUAGAAAGUACGACUAGUGUUAAUGGUGUUCAUGCCAAUACAAUAGCAGCCGUGAGUCAACUGAUAGGAAAAAAAUUGGCGUACAAAAACGCUUGCAAAUUAGAAAAAGUCGAUUCAAAAGUAACUCACGGAAUAAAAUCCGUAUUAAAAACACCCAUCGCUAAACACUCUAGUUCAAAAGAGGACCGAAAAACAUUAACCAAGGCAGAACCUAUAGGUGACAACGCUAGGACAGCUGGUCUCACGACAGGAGAAAAGGAACUUGGUGACAAAAUAGAAAUUUCAAAAGACAAAGAAAACUCGCUCUCUCUAGACGCAAACCCUACAGAGAAUAUUGAGACAACAGUACAGGCCGAAGAAAAAUCUGGAGUCGUCGAUGUAGUAGAAAAUCCUGGGGACGAAAAGGUAAAAACAACGCGCGAACCGGAGAUAAUUGAAGUUCCAAAGGCAGAAAGGACGACAGUGAAGAGGUGCAAGUUGUCAAACGGAGAUUUGAAGGCGAAGAACGUGGAGAAGGUCGUGAAGUUGCUCGUGUCAAAGAGGCCGCCGAUCAAGACUGACGAGGCUACGCUGGUCGUGGAGGAGGCGUGCGCGCCGGCGCCGGCGGGCGGCGUCAUGAGGCGAGCGCGGCGCCGCGGGGCGCACGCGGCGCGGCGCGGCCGUCGCCUGCUCGCGCCGCCCGCGCCCCCCGCGCUCGAGCCGCACGCGCCCCCGCGCUGGAGCAACGGCUGGAACUGGGACGGCGAGCAUUACUUGUCCAAAGUCUACCUCAAUAACGACACGCGGCAGGACCGCGCGGCGCGGUGCUGGUCGCGCAUGACGCACGCCAGCGGCGACAGCGUGGCGCGCGGCGACUGCGUGCUGCUGCGCGCCUCGCUCGCGCGCGCACAGCCCUACGUCGCCAGGGUGGCCAGCCUCUGGGAGAACCCGGAUGAUGGAGAAAUGAUGGUAUCCUUAGUGUGGUACUACCGACCGGAGCACACGGAGCGGGGCCGUCAGCCGACCGACGCGCCCGACGAGGUGUUCGCGUCACGGCACAGGGACGCCAACUCCGUCGCGUGUAUCGAAGACAAAUGUUAUGUGCUCACCUUCAACGAGUAUUGUAGGUACCGCAAGCGGCUAAAAGCGCUAGAGGAAGGCGUGGCCAUAACACCGUCGAUCGUGCCGCCGAUGCCAGCCAGCGAGGUGAGCCCGGCUGUGGCGCCCAACGACUCCAAGUUACCGCCCUCGGUCUCCCCGGAGCUCGUCCUCUUCUGCCGCAAGAUCUACGACUUUAGAUCCAAGAAGAUUCAUGUCCCGAACAAAUGA